Messenger RNA from Asterias rubens (European starfish), 1783 nucleotides. Its product is annotated as ADP-ribosylation factor-like protein 3. NCBI's taxonomy places the organism in Eukaryota, Metazoa, Echinodermata, Asteroidea, Forcipulatida, Asteriidae. Bases 40 to 726 code for a protein of 228 amino acids. The record is from RefSeq and is a predicted model, not a curated record. Gene Ontology annotation, molecular function: GTP binding; GTPase activity. The transcript has 4 exons.
GACAGGUCAAGACCUACUGCAGUGGGUUACCGAAGUAACAUGGCGGAAGGUGCAACUUGGUUCAGGGAUUUGUGUUUGUGGAAAAAGGCUACGGUUAUCGUUGGGUCCGGAGCCGUUAUUACUGGGGUUGUCUACGCAAUCCUUAGACACAGGAGGAAGUCUGCCGAGCUUCAAGGGGGUGACAUGGCCAUCCAGGAGGUUGCAGAGACGGAUUUACCGGAGAAGCGCAUCUUGGUUUUGGGUCUUGAUAACUCCGGCAAAAGCAGUCUGCUACGCUGCCUGACACAUUCUGAAAGCUCAGGGCCUCCAGAUCCAACAGAAGGUUUCAAUGUAAUGUGCGUACAGACAAAAGCUGCUACACUCAACAUAUGGGAAGUUGGUGGCCAACAGAGUGUGCGCCUGUACUGGGAGAACUUCAUCAAAGGAACUGACGUCUUAGUAUUUGUUGUUGAUGCCGUUGAUGAGGCCCGAUUACCAGAAGCCAAAGAGGAACUGCACAAACUUCUUGCUGAUGAAAGGCUCAAGAGUGUGCCCCUGGUUCUCAUUGCAAAUAAACAGGAUCAGGCCAAAGCGAAGCGAGGAGCCGAGUUUAUAUCAGCCCUCAGUCCAUCCGUCCCGUCCCAAGAACGAGAGGUCCAUGUAGUGGAGACACAGACAGUACUGAACGCAGGAAGCGACAACGUUAAACAAGUCAUGGAAUUAAUGGUAUCCUUGUCCAAGGACUGAGAGAGAAUUCAUUGCCACAUUUUUAUUAUAUAAUUGCUUUGUAUAUCUCUGACAAUCGUUUGAGUGAAAAAAAAAAAUGGAAAAAAAAAACCAGCAGCUUCCAGUAACGACCCCUAGGCUGUUUUUUAAAAAGAACCAUGAAUCGUAUUGAGGCUAUAUACACUGCCAUAUAUGUAGCUCCAGAAAUCUGUUGCGACCUUUUUUUAAAAGACUAAAUCCUACAACCACUUUAUUUCAUGCUUGGGUGUCAAGCAGAUAAUAUUAUUGGGACAGUCCUAGGGUGGUAAUUGACAGGUUAAAUAGCAAUUGGGAAAAGGGUAUACAGGUUUAGGGAAGGGGGAUAGAGGUUAAGCGUACAUUGAUUUUGUACUCAGGCACAGAUUGAGAUCUGUAACAUUUGCAAACCCUGACUCUCGAGGCCAACUUGCCUACAUGUGCCCUUAAUCCUCCAAUAAUCUCCUUUCCUAUGCCACUCCACUACAACAUGUUUGGACUUGGAUAAGAUUGGAAUGCCUGGCCCAGUUAUAUACUGUUGUUAUCUGGGCCCAAGUCCCCCAUUCCUCUGGAAACCUUCAUAUCGGAAAAGGGGAUAUAGAUGAUUUUGGAGGGUGAGGGUUUAUGACAGAAACUGUUACUUAUUGGUACACAAGCAAAAAUGGGACGAGGGGAAAAGAAGACUUGAAUUUAAAGUUGAAGCUACAUCUGUUGGUUUAUUACUUGCUAUUAUGAGCAUGGUGCUGAACUGUUAUUGGUCAAGAACCAAUCACAGGAUGUCCUACAAAGACGCAUGUACAUGGCUCAGGGAAACAUGAGUGAUGUACUGUACAUGUAUCCCACGGGGGUUAUCAUUUUGUACAAGACGACUAGCGGUCAGACUGCUAGACUUGCAAUUACAAGGUUGUGGGUUCAAAUCUCCCAAGCUAACCACUGAUUUCAUAAUGACUAAAGUAUUGUCGUCUUGGUACUAAAUCACAAUUUCUCGAUUUGUGCAAUUCAUAAUGGUAGACGUUAAACCAAUGUUUAGUAUGAGAGAGGUUUGCUGUUGCCAGCUUGGCGU